AUGGCGCUGCGGGGGACCGGCGGUGGCGAGACGGAGUCGGGUUAUGUUGUGGAGGGGACCCUUGCAAAGACCAUUAUCAAUGAGCCAAGAGAAGUGACGCUAGCUAAUGGGCUCACUGCUCCUCUUCAUAUGCAGGUCCACUACAUCUCUUUUUCAGCUCAUGCUGAUUUCCCUCAGACAAGCAACUUUCGGGAUGAGCUUCGACCACCCAAUAUUAUUCUUGUACAUGGCGAAGCAAAUGAAAUUUCAAGGCUUAAACAGAAACUUAUUGCUCAGUUUGAUGGUACAAAUACGAAAAUUGUGUCUCCCAAGAAUUGUCAAUCAGUGGAGAUGUAUUUCACUUGUGAGAAAAUGGCCAAGACUAUUGGCAGGCUGGCAGAAAAAGUACCAGAAGUUGGAGAGUCUUCUGGUGGCUUACUUGUGAAGAAGGGAUUCACAUAUCAGAUUAUGGCUCCUGAAGAUCUCCGCGUGUUCACACAGUUAUCUACAGCUAACAUCACUCAGCGCAUCGCAGUCCCUUACUCUGGUUCUUUUGAAGUCAUUAGGUACAGACUGAAGCAAAUAUACGAGAGCGUGGAGUCAGCAACAGAAGAAUCUGAUGCUCCAGCAUUGAUCGUGCAUGAAAGAGUGUCAGUUCGCCUGGAUUCAGAAAGUUAUGUUACACUGCAGUGGUCAUCCGAUCCCAUCAGUGACAUGGUGUCUGAUUCUCUGGUGGCUAUGAUCUUGAACAUCGGUCGGGAAGGUCCCAAAGUUGUUCCGGUUGAAGAAGCAGCGAAGACCAAAGAAGAGACAGAAAAGGUUGCUCAAAAGGUGGUGUAUGCUCUUAUGGUAUCACUUUUCGGUGAUGUUAAAGUUGCAGAGGAUGGGAAAUUUGUCAUAUCUGUAGACGGAAAUGUGGCACACUUGGAUGGGAGGAGUGGCGAUGUUGAAUGUGAAAAUGCUACACUCAAGGAGCGGAUCAAGGAGCGGACCAAUCCCACUUUCAGCCUCUUGAUAACUUGUUUGACAUUUCCCAGCUGA
Molecule: messenger RNA, 1020 nt
Organism: Miscanthus lutarioriparius
Lineage: Eukaryota; Viridiplantae; Streptophyta; Magnoliopsida; Poales; Poaceae
Source: the annotation of a GenBank genome assembly